UUUUUUUUCUUUAUUCUUUAUUUUGUACCUGAUUUCUCUUUGGCGCUUUUGAAAGUAAGUUCUUCCAUUCAGUGGUUUGCUGAUCUAAAACUUGAUCUGUUUUGGAAAUGAAGAAUCAAGAGUUGAUAGAUGUGGUGUUCACUUGGUCUAUUGAUGAUGUACUCAAUAGAGAUCUUAUCAGGAACAAGGUUACCAAAAUCCCACAGAAAUUUUCAUCCUUAACCGAUUACACCAAAUCGUUCAUCGAUCCACUACUCGAAGAAACCCAUGCGCAGUUACUGUCCAGUAUGAACAUCAUCUCUAGAGCAUCUACUCGUGAGAUCAAGGUUAGAUCGGAAACAAAAAAUAUGAAGUUCCCUAAUUACCACUCGUAUAGCAUAUCUUUGGAAAACAAGAGUAGAGGUGGAAAUUAUGAGCCUGAGGUGGGAGAUCUCAUUGUGUUGACAAAUGUAAAACCAAGAUGCAUUGAUGACCUCAAGCCUUAUGUCAUUGCUUUGGUCCAAUUUGUCAAUAAUGAAGAUCAUGGCACAUGCCAAGUUAUAUCGUCAAAGCCCAUACCGCUUUCUGGGGAACAAACACAUAAAUUCAUGCUGUUUGCAGUUCAUCUUAUGAACUUGACAACGAAUACGCGUAUCUGGCAAGCUUUGCACCCUAGUUUGGAUGGGAAUAAGAACAUGAAAAUGAUCAAUAAAGUGCUUCAAACUGACUCAGUGGGUAAUGAUAGAUGUACAAUCUGUACCAUUAAAGAUACUAAGAAAUCUGUUUCUCAGAACUUGCAAACAGCCAUGUGCAAUUUUAAAUUGAAUUCAUCCCAAGAAACCGCAGUCUGGAGUUGCAUUACUGCUAGAAAAUGCCGUCAUCAGGAGACUGUAAACCUCAUAUGGGGUCCACCCGGGACAGGAAAAACAAAGACCACCGGUUGUCUUUUAUUCGCUCUAUGGGAACUGAAAUGUUGCACAUUAACUUGUGCUUCGACAAAUAAUGCUGUGUUAGAAGUUACAAAACGUUUCAUGAGUCUUGUAACAGGUUCACUCAAGUAUGCCCCUUAUGGUUAUGGAGACAUAGUUAUAUUUGGGAAUGGUAAACGAAUGAAAAUCGAUGAUUUUCAAGAACUCAGUCAAGUGUUUCUUGAAAGCCGCAUAUCUGCUCUUGCUGCAUCUUUGUCUCCAACUUCUGGUUGGAGAAGCAAGGCAGAAUCAAUGAAACGUUUGCUGAAAUCCCCGAAAGAUGAAUACAAUUUGUACUUACGCGAGUUUGAAACCAGGGAUGUUAGGAAGGAAAAGGUGAUUGAAAAAAAAUUAUCUUAUAAUGAGUUUGUCACAAAAAGAUUACAUGUUCUUGCAGAAAAACUGACAACUAUGGUUAGGAACUUGUACACACACAUGCCAACUUCUUUUGUUAGUUUACAACUGGCAAAGAAAUGAUGAGAGUUAUCAGCUUGGUUCAGUCGGUCGAUAUUCCCGUUAUCAAUUGGCUUGGCGUUUCUGUAGAAACAGCGGUCACGAAGGAGUUCCUUCAAAUAGGCGAGGAAGUCCUUCGUGAAACCGUUUCUUUCCCUAUAUUCACCGAUCAUCAAGUAAUUGGAAAUUUUUGUUUGAAAAAUGCAUGUUUGGUGUUCUGCACUGCCUCGAGCUCAAGUAGAUUGCUCACCCUUGAUCAGACUAGUGUUGAAUUAUUGGUAGUUGAUGAAGCUGCUCAACUUAGAGAAUGUGAAUCUGUUAUCCCUUUGCAACUCUCUAGUCUUCGUGAUGUUAUACUCAUUGGAGAUGAAAAACAACUUCCUGCUAUGGUUACAAGCAAGAUAUGUGAGAAGGCGGAGUUUGGAAGGAGUUUAUUCGAGAGAUUAGUGUCGUUAAAACACUCGACACACUUACUAAAUGUCCAGUACAGAAUGCAUCCUAUGAUAAGCUUGUUUCCAAACCAAAAAUUCUAUGGGAAUAAGCUGCGUAACGGUCCAAAUGUACAAGAAAAUAGCUAUGGAAAACAGUUUCUUGAUGGACGCAUGUUUGGAGCAUACUCUUUUAUUCAUUUAGCCCAUGGGAAAGUCGAGUAUGACCAAACUAAUAGUAGGAGAAACAUGAUGGAAGUAGCAGUCAUUGUUGAGCUACUCACAAAGCUUCAUAAAGAAUCUGUCAAGAAAAACCAAAAGACUAGUGUAGGUUGCAUUGCACCAUACAAAGCUCAAGUUACAGCAAUACAAGAAAAACUUGGAAACAUUUAUCAAACUAGAGAAGCAGGAGGUGACUUUUCUGUGAAGGUUGGAACUGUUGAUGGAUUCCAAGGAUGUGAAGAAGAUGUGAUAAUCAUAUCAACUGUGACCGGUGUCGGGAGUGAAUCGAUUGGUUUUCUUGGUACACGUCAAAGAGCGAAUGUGGCUCUAACCCGAGCAAGGCACUGCCUGUGGAUACUCGGAAAUGGAGACACUUUGAAGUAUAGCACCCCGGUCUGGAAGCAUUUAGUGGACAACGCCAAGGUUCGUGGUUGUUACCACGAGGCUGACCAGGACGAGUGUUUGAGUCGAUUGAUCACAAAGACCUUAGUCGAGCAUUGUAGUGAUGAAACAUUGAACCGCUGCAAAGGAAAGCGCCACGAUGGGUACAAGGAAUUUAGAGGUUCCAAAGAUUCGGUCGAAGCCGCUAGGGAAAGGGUCCUCAUCAAAUCAAUUUGCUGCAAUGAGUUCUACAAAAGAAGUGGGAUCUUCUUCUUCAUUAUCGCCAUCGGGGUCAACCAAAACAAGUGGUUAUACUUGUCAAAUAUUAUAAUUUGUAUGAAAAUGUUACGAGGCUUGUAUGAAUUAUGAAAAACCCAGCUCGUACGCUCGUACGCUGAUACGUUUUUAUUUCCGUUUUGCUUCCCGUAGUUUAGUCGUUUUAAUGAUUUUGCCUCAAUCGUUUAAAAACGGACAUUUUCCUUCCUAAUCUAUGUAACCUAUCUUUAUUUCA
This is a messenger RNA of Helianthus annuus (common sunflower), 2942 nucleotides long. Its product is annotated as probable helicase MAGATAMA 3. The record is from RefSeq and is a predicted model, not a curated record. The transcript is spliced from 7 exons. Gene Ontology annotation, molecular function: helicase activity. The coding region runs from base 1421 to 2800 and encodes 459 amino acids. Lineage: Eukaryota; Viridiplantae; Streptophyta; Magnoliopsida; Asterales; Asteraceae.